GUAAUUUUGAAUAAGAGCCUUUUGUUGUGCACUUGUCUGGUUUAAACUACCCCGGACCUGCAAAGACCAUCACAUGGCGCAGUGCUGUGUCCGGUCUGUGUAGCCAAGUUAGUAUAAAAGUUAUUACAACGCUGAACGUGCCAGGUUUCAAGAAUGUGGAGACCAAAUUCUGUCUUCUAUUUAAGUGUACUCUGUCUUGUGUACUUAUGUUGUGGGCAGAAGAUAAUGGCUAUUUAUUCCAUGGAUGAAAAUUCCUACACUGGAAAUGAAGGUUUGCUUGUUAUUAAUUACGACACGGAUGCACAGAUACGAUUGAUAGGUGCAGAUCUGACUAAUUCCACUAUGCUGUACUUGACGCCUCAUGUAUCGGACUGUGACGGCGGGCCAGCGUCCAGAAUAUCUUACGUGAGUACAAUCAAUGGAUUAAAUGGCGUGGUGGAGUUGACAUUACACAGUGACAGUAAAGAUGAGUACUUGUACAUGUGUGUCAAGGACGACAACGACAGCUCCACCAAAUACACCCAUCAAGGUGUUGAGAGCUGGUUGACAUUUAACGCCAAACAAAGAGAAGAUUCUGGUGGCUACUACAUGCCGCUGGCCUUGCAGAUUUUAUGCUGCGGUGUCCUGCUGUUGCUGUCAGGACUUUUUAGCGGGCUGAACCUAGGACUGCUCGCUUUGGACCAGACGGAGUUGAAGAUAAUCAGCAAAGCGGGCUCGGAAAAGGAGAAAAAUUGGGCCAAGAGGAUUUCUCCACUUCGAAAACGAGGUAACUUUCUGUUAUGUACAUUUCUGCUGGGCAAUGUUAUUGUCAACAGCACGUUCACGAUCUUGUUCAGCAACAUGACCGACGGGCUGAUUUCCCUCAUCAGCUCCACCAUUGGCAUCGUCAUCUUCGGCGAGAUUGUGCCUCAAGCAAUAUGCUCACGCCACGGCCUGGCGGUGGGCGCCAACACAUACUGGCUGACGAUCCUUUUCAUGGCGCUCACCUUUCCAGCUUCCUACCCAAUUUCCUUGAUCCUGGAUAAAAUUUUGGGCGAGGAAAUAGGCCAGGUUUACAGCAAGGAUAAAUUGCAGGAGCUCAUCAAAAUGACGGCGGACAGCCGAGUUCUCCAAGACAACGAGGCUAACAUCAUGUCCGGCGCCAUGCAGUUGACGAACAAAUACGUGAAAGACGUGAUGACCAAAAUAGCCGAUGUCUUCAAGCUCGGCAUAAACAGAACUCUCAACUAUGAGACCAUGACAGAAAUAAUGAAGCAUGGUUACACCCGUGUCCCUGUUUUCGACUCGGAGAAUAAUAUUACAUAUUUGCUGAACACAAAGGAUCUCGCUCUGAUCGAUCCCGACGAUUGCAUUCCGCUCAGCACUGUCUGCAAAUUUUACGACCAUCGACCUCUCUACGUCGACCACGACUGCAAACUGGAUACCAUACUCCAGGAGUUUCUAAAAGGAGAUUCCCACAUGGCUGUGGUACAAAAGCUUCACAACAAUGGCAAUCACGAUCCUUAUUUUGAGACUCUUGGCAUUGUGACUCUGGAAGAUGUCUUGGAAGAAAUUCUUCAGCGGGAGAUCAUAGACGAAAAAGACGUGAUCCUAGAAAACCGCCAAAGAGUGCCUCGAGCACGAAGUAGGCCAGAAUUCGAAAUACUUGGAGCUGAAGUUCAAAGAUACAAAUUGCCUAAACAGUUGGCCUUUGUGGCUUUCCAGUAUUUAAGCACAUCCGUGAAGCCAUUUUCUGAAGAUCACGUGGCAAAGCACGUGCUGCUGAACCUGAUAAAGAAAGACAUUGUCGUCAACCUAAAACCAACAGAUCAGGUUACACAGAAGAACUACAUCUACCAGAAAGGCGUCCCUUCUAACAAAUUCGUGCUCAUUCUUCAAGGCAACGUGGAGGUUAUAGCUUGCGGAGAAAAUAUGGUGUUUGAGUGUGGACCUUUUAGCUACUUUGGAGUGGACGCACUCGAUCUCGUAAGGAGACAGUCAUCACUAAAUGUGGUGAAAGCCGCGGAUUAUGUGCCCGACUUUUCAGUCCGAGCAGUCUCGGACCUCCAAUAUUUGUGCAUUGACAGGUCGAUGUAUCUGGUAGCCCUGAGAACAACGAAGAUGUUACGUAACUCUGGAAGUAAAGCUGUGACCGAGACGUUUGAGGCUGAAAUGGAAAAAAUGGCGUCUAAGCUGGAAAGUUAUGGCAGCAGUGGUUUUGGUAGCUACGCCAGUCCUACCAUGGCAGUCAAGUCUUUGCACAAUGACUUUGGUGGUGAGAAAAUGCGUUUAACCACAUCAUUAGACCACUCAGCGUUCAUACAAACAUGUCUCUCCUCUCCAGCAGAGCUUCACAAGUCUUGUCGCUCUAUUUCAUCAGACACCAAUAAAGAGAAUCUUGAAGUUAAAAAAGAAACCUGUAAUUCAUUGCCAAACUAUUUCCCCAUCGUUCAACCAAUUAUUCCCAAGAAAGGUGAAAGUGGCGAUACGGAAUCUGCUUUCCUCAUCCCACCAGCAGAGACUUCCACCAACCCAUUUCAUGUGUCAUCGCCCAUGACAAGCAGCCACACAGUUCCAGCACUAGGCACUCCACCAGCAUGGAAGCGUGGAAUGGGGGACAGGAUAACGUCUCCGCUAGGCAGCCCAAACGAACGUCAAGUUAUCAUUACAGUGACAAACUGUGAAGAUGAAACCAUCGUUUUUGAAAAGAUUCCUUUGAUAUCUCCCAAAUCUUCGCCCUUACCGUCCAACACAACAGAUGAUUCAAUGGUGCCAACUCUAAGUCAAAACAAGUACGAUGAUCUGGCACUUCUCUUGUCACAAAAUGGUGGUAGAGUUACUAAGUAAAAAAAAAAAAAACACUCAAUUAUUAUUUUCCUUUUGUCAUUUUCUUUAUUCCAAUUUAAUUAAAUUUUUAUGAAUGUUAAUAGUUGAAAUGUCCAUACCACUUCUAGUCUGUCCAA
This is a messenger RNA of Biomphalaria glabrata, 2942 nucleotides long. RefSeq names its product metal transporter CNNM4-like. Bases 154 to 2826 code for a protein of 890 amino acids. Gene Ontology annotation, molecular function: transmembrane transporter activity. The record is from RefSeq and is a predicted model, not a curated record. NCBI's taxonomy places the organism in Eukaryota, Metazoa, Mollusca, Gastropoda, Planorbidae. Gene Ontology annotation, biological process: magnesium ion homeostasis; transport. The transcript has a single exon. Gene Ontology annotation, cellular component: plasma membrane.